CGGAGCAAACCACUGAGAGCUUGACUCAUUCAGAGUUCAGACAUGCCUUCUGCAGGAGUGGAGAUACUUGGAGUGACUCUAGCUGUCCUAGGAUGGAUCUCAGCUGUUGUAUCGUGCGCCUUGCCUAUGUGGAGAGUGUCCGCUUUUAUUGGGACGAACAUCGUCACAGCUCAGAUCACCUGGGAGGGGAUCUGGAUGAACUGUGUGGUCCAGAGCACCGGUCAGAUGCAGUGUAAGAUCCAUGACUCCAUGUUGGCGCUGAGCGGAGAUCUCCAGGCUGCCCGCGCCCUCACUAUCAUCUCCAUUGUGGUGGGCGUCAUCGGACUUCUGGUGGCCACAAUGGGGGCAAAAUGCACCAACUGCGUGGAGGAUGACUCAGCUAAGGCUCGGGUUAUGAUAGCUGCUGGGACGGCCUUCAUUGUGGCCUCUUUGACCCAGCUGAUCCCUGUGUCGUGGUCUGCCCACACCAUCAUCAUGGAGUUUUAUAAUCCGAUGAUACCCGAGGCACAGAAGAGGGAGAUAGGGGCGGCUCUACGUUUCAGCAUGUCUAUUGGGCUGGAGUUGAUAGGCAUCUCCCUGUGCAUUUUGGGAUGGAUUAUUGCCAUCGUGGCAUGUGCCCUCCCCAUGUGGAGGGUGACGGCCUUCAUCGGCAGCAAUAUCGUGACGGCUCAGAUCAUCUGGGAGGGUCUGUGGAUGACUUGUGUGGUCCAAAGUACGGGUCAGAUGCAAUGUAAGGUCUACGACUCCAUGCUUGCCCUCUCCCAGGAUCUCCAAGCAGCUCGCGCCCUCACCGUCAUCUCCAUCCUGCUUGCCAUCCUGGCCGUCCUCAUCGCUAUUGCCGGGGCCAAGUGCACCAACUGCAUAGACGACGAAGCCUCCAAGGCUAAAGUGAUGAUCAUCUCUGGGGUCUUCUUCAUUGUCUCAGGGGUCAUGCAGCUCAUUCCUGUGUCCUGGUCGGCCAACACCAUAAUCAGGGACUUCUACAACCCUCUUCUCACCGACGCUCAGCGGAGGGAGCUGGGGGCUGCUCUCUACAUCGGCUGGGCAGCAGCUGCUCUUCUGGUUCUCGGUGGUGGACUCCUCUGCUGCUCAUGUCCGCCACGGGAGACGCGAUACAACCCUUCACGGAUGGCUUACUCUGCCCCGCGGUCCGCAGGAGGCCCCGGGUUAGAACGGAAAGACUAUGUGUGAGUGAAUGUCAAAGAGUAAGAGACAUGAAACUUUAAAGAAGCUCUGCACGCUAAAAUGAGGGCGAACUGAGGAGAGCUCACAAACAAGGGGACUCCACAAUGAAGGACACGCUUCUGAGUUAGGCUUCUUCUUUUCAGAGAAUGAGAAAUCAUGCAUUGGACACUUGAGUGGAAAUUUCCUUAAAUCACGAAUUGCAAAGAAAUUGUGAUCUUAAUACUCUGGCUUUUUUUUUAAAUCAACACGUUAAGUGUUGCCAUUGUACAAGCAAACAUUUCUUAUGCUGUCUCGGCUCCUUAAUGUUUACUACUGAAUAUUUUUUACUAGAAAAAUUUUGACUGCUCCAUUUUUGCCUUCAUUUAUUGUACAAAAUGGACAAACUGGUGGAAAAAGGUUAUAAUUAAUGGUUUAUGCUGUAAAUAAUGUAGUAUGAGUGUCAUUAAUCACCUUUAACAGUCAGGAGAGAUGAUAGGUGUUUUCAGUGCAGCUUUACGUGCAGUGUGGUAAGGGUGGAGGCUUUACACUGGCAGCGCUAAAGCACCUGACUCACCCAUAAUGACAGUUAUGUCUGUGUAUUUUUAUUCAGCUACUGUACAUGUAUUUCAGAUGUUUGUUUUUUUUUAAUAAAAGUGCUUGUUUUUUUUAA
Molecule: messenger RNA, 1834 nt
Organism: Cheilinus undulatus (humphead wrasse)
Lineage: Eukaryota; Metazoa; Chordata; Actinopteri; Labriformes; Labridae
Product: claudin-3-like
Exons: 2
Coding region: 43-1191 (382 amino acids)
Biological process (GO): bicellular tight junction assembly; cell adhesion
Cellular component (GO): plasma membrane; bicellular tight junction
Molecular function (GO): structural molecule activity
Source: RefSeq, a predicted model, not a curated record